Molecule: messenger RNA, 2227 nt
Organism: Cuscuta europaea
Lineage: Eukaryota; Viridiplantae; Streptophyta; Magnoliopsida; Solanales; Convolvulaceae
Source: the annotation of a GenBank genome assembly
UGUGUACUCCAAGGAAGCAUGGCUAGGCUGCAUGGCCUUCCACCCAUAAUCUCACCCUCAUCCCUCGUAUUUGCUCGGAUUUCAAAUAGAAAAAAAACCCUGCCUAUUUCCUACGUCUUCCCUGCUCGGAUCUUCUCAAAUUCUGGAGCUCCUCACCCAAGAUGUAGCCAAUAAUGACAACCCUUCAUUUUCCGGCCACCCCACCAGUGUCUUCCUUCUCGUCGGGCAGAGCAACAUGGCCGUCCGUGGUAGGCGGAGCCUUGGGGUGAUUUGGUUUGGUCCCUUACGACUGAGGAUGCGAACCAGAUAAAUUGGGGGAGAUUCUUAUCAAAUCCAUUAAAAUCCUUGAAAUUAUAAUUCUCUAGAAUCCAUGAAUUCUACGGAAUUCCAUUAAAAUCCAUGGAAUUAUAAUUCUCUAGAAUCCAUGAAUUCUAUAGAAUUCCAUUAAAAUCCCAUCAAUUCUAUAAUCCUUAAAAAUAUUUUAAAAUCCAAGUUGGACACACCCCUAAUAAUAUAAUAUGUACGUUAGGAAUUUUUGUUAGUUUGAAAAUAUUUUCCAUGAUGACACUUUUUUAUUUUUAAGGAAAAAGUUAAAUAAAUCAAGUCCAAAAAUGUCUUAAUAUGUUUCAUGUUCACAUACACACAAAUCUAGACAAAUUCAUAAAUGUCUCAAAUGUCUUCUAAAAUAUCAUAUUUUAUACUAUCUCCGUCCCAUAAUUUACUUCCGCAGUACAAAUGUCACACAGAUUAAGAAAGUGAAUUUUGUGUGGUGGAAGUUUUGCAGAGGAGUGAGAAAUGUGUAAGAAUUGUUUUGAACCACAAAUACUUUGCCAAAAAGGGAAAAAAGUUCUUUUUGGAAAGAACGAAAAGAGAAAAUUGAAAGUAUUUUCACAUUAAAAUAUUAGGGAGGGAGUUAAUGUCUCAAAUGAAUACACCUCCCUAAAUUUUCACUUCAAUGGCCAGAUGCUUAACCGGUGUUUAUUAAACCUUCUCCUUCUGUAGGGUUUUUCAUCCUUCUCUCGCCACUAAAAAUGACUAAGCUGAGGAAGCUGAAUCGCCCAACGGGUCAUCGACUGUCCAUGCUCAGGACAAUGGUGUCGCAGUUAGUCAAGCAUGAGCGUAUAGAGACCACUGUCGCUAAAGCUAAGGAAGUUCGUAGGCUUGCCGAUAAUAUGGUGCAGCUGGGAAAAGAGGGUACUCUGUGUGCUGCAAGGCGUGCAGCUGGCUUUGUGCGCGGUGAUGAUGUUCUUCAUAAGUUGUUUACUGAACUGGCAUAUAGAUACAGAGAAAGAGCCGGUGGAUAUACAAGAUUGUUAAGAACACGUAUUCGAGUUGGUGACGCUGCUCCUAUGGCAUAUAUUGAGUUCAUUGACAGGGAGAAUGAACUUAGACAAUCAAAACCGCCCACCCCACAACCACCACAAAAACCAGCCAUGGAUCCAUGGACAAAGUCUCGGCUCUGCAGGCAGUUUGCACCCCCUAAAGAGGAUAAAAGUUCCGACUCCGAGAAUUGAAAAACAUUAGUAACAUAUCGAGUAUAUGGAAGAAUUUCUCUCCUCUGGCAGUUUGUAUUGCCAAAUCUGUUACUCCCUUCAUUCCAACAUGUAAGUGGUACACAUGCCCUUGCCAGCUUUUUACGAAAAUAAAGAGUAUUCUUUUUAUUUUACAAUUGUAAUCUUGUUGAUGUAAAAAAGAUUGGUAUGAGUACUGGAAAAGUAACAGAUGAAGUUUUAGACAAAAUGAUUAACUGAAAAUGUAGAAAAGAGACGAUCUAAAACAGAUAAUGCUUGUGGAGCUGAUGUGGACACGGUUUCAAGUGGUUACAGAAACCGUUACCAGAAGUGGUAGGUCCUGCCUGGUAGGUGGACAUGGCUGAUUUUGGCUAGGAUUGGGGUUUUGGAGGCCCUUUAACGUACAACGUAAAUUGGUGAAAUUGGUCUGGUUCUAGAUAGGACACAAUUGUGGUUCUGGAUAAAAUUUUGAUUUUAGAUCGUCUCUUCUCGGAUUUCUUGGCAUAUAACAAAAUCGUAGCUGGAAUUGGUUGAUACGGUCUUAUUUGGAGGAAUGCAUUUAAAUCGAUUCCGAGUUUGAAUUAGAAAAGUGGUUUAGUUUGUGUAGAAAAUCCCAGCCGUCCCAGUAUGAAACUAGCGUCCAUAUUCAGUUUUGGGUAUCGGUUUCGGAGUCAGAUACUCAGAUCAGGCUGUUGAGCUUUGAACACAUUUUAUUA